Cylindrotheca closterium is the source of this 294-nucleotide messenger RNA. The record is from the annotation of a GenBank genome assembly. Lineage: Eukaryota; Bacillariophyta; Bacillariophyceae; Bacillariales; Bacillariaceae.
AUGAACACAAGCAAUAAUACUAACAAUAACAUCAAAAUGGCUUCUCACCACCAUCGAUCCAGUUCGGACCUAUCCCUGAGUUCCACUGACAGCAACGUGUCAGCAGCUCGCAAACUUCGACGCAUGAAACGAAAACUUUUGUUGGAUUUCGUGAACGAUGAUAACAUUAACACUAACAACGAUGCCAAUGCCAAUGAUACUUCCACCAACAACAUGAAUGAUGAACGAGAAAUCCUCUCGCUUUUCAUUUGGUCGGCUGACGGCAGCCCCAAACCAUUUCCUCGUCAGCAUUGA